Ilyonectria robusta is the source of this 2053-nucleotide messenger RNA. RefSeq lists its product as uncharacterized. Lineage: Eukaryota; Fungi; Ascomycota; Sordariomycetes; Hypocreales; Nectriaceae. The record is from RefSeq and is a predicted model, not a curated record. The coding region runs from base 50 to 1717 and encodes 555 amino acids. Gene Ontology annotation, molecular function: UDP-glycosyltransferase activity. The transcript is spliced from 2 exons.
UGCAGACAAUUAAUUUCCCAAGCUUCAACAUACCUCUUACCCCAGACGCAUGAUGAGUCCAGAUACCCCCAAAAGGACGAUUUUGGCACUAGUGACAUCAGGCGGUUUUACACACGCCGCACCUGUCUUGGACAUCUGUCGAGUCCUCGCCGAUCGGGGACACACAAUCCAGUUUGCUACCCACGACGGACAGGAGGUCUGGACCAAGAAUUAUGGCUUCAUCAAGACCGUCUGCAACCUCGGGCCUGGUCCAACGGAAGAGCAGUUCCGUGAGCAUUGGGAGCGCAUGGUCGAUCUAAAGGUAGAGGACGCGCUUGGAAGUUCCCGUAUGUGGAAGUCCAAGUACCUCUGGGACUCUUUCUGGCCUGCGACGUAUAAGCGUAUGAAGGAACUCUGCAUCGACCCCAAGACACGGCCCGACUUUAUCCUCGCCGACUUCUUCGCCGAGGCCCUUGCCAAAGAUAUGAUGCUCGAGUUCGAUAUCCCCAUCGCACUCGUCUGGCCACAGAUGCCGUACCUGCUUGCGCCGGCACCGUACAUUCCCGGCCAACCUGGCUUCCAGGUUGAUGUGACUCUGACCUCGGAGCAUGCUUCGCUGUGGUCACGACUGCGCAAUGAACUGGCUGUGGUUUGGGCGGUGCCUCACUUUGUUACCUGGAUGGCCUGGUUUACCAAUCUCCGCCGGAAGAAUGGUGCCAAGUACCCCAUGUUACCUGGCGGUCCUAGGCCACACCAUCUUGUGCUCGUCAACUCAUUCUUUGGCCUCGAGACUCCUAAGGACCUGCCACCGCUCGUGGCCGCCGUGGGACCUAUCCUAGCAGAUGAGUAUCCUGGCCUUGAUGAGCGACAUGCCAGGUUCCUUGAGGCUCACAACCGGACUGUUUACGUCGCCCUCGGCACCAAUAUUGUGCUGCCGAAGCCAGCUUUUGAAAAGUUACUCGCCGGGUUGGUCCAAGCACUUGAUGCUGGUUCUGUGAACGGCGUAGUGUGGGCUUUAAACAAGGCCAAUGUUGACAGAUUGGAUCGCGGGCAAACCGUUUCCAGAGCCAAAGGAAAGUCUUUCACCUUGGGCGAAUUGGUUGACGGGGCUGUGCCGGAGUUCCUGGUCCCCAGAUUCGCACCGCAGCGCGCCAUACUGGACCACCCAAACACUAGAGUCUUCAUCACUCACGCCGGCGGCUCCUCAGCAAACGAAGCGGUGUACCACGGCAUACCCGUGAUAGUACUAGGCUUUGUUUUCGACCAGCUUGCCAACGGUGUACGAAUGGAGCAAGCAGGGGUGGGGUUGCAGCUGGAGAAGAACACAUUUACAGCUGAAGAAGUUGCCGCUCACAUAUCUACGUUGUUGAACGAAGAAACGAACGAAUCCUUCAUGCGCAAUGUCGAGCGUAUGGAGAAUAUCGCACGUACCGCAUCUCGAAGGAAGCACCUCGCCGCCGGUCUGAUCGAGGAGGUUAUGUAUGACUCUGAGUUACGAGUCGCCCGACCAAUGCACCUGCAAACAGCUGAUAUGCGCAUGCCAUGGUGGAAGGCUCAGAACUUGGAUUUGUUGUUGUUCUCCCUUGUGAACUUCGUGGGGCUGCCAGCGGCCGCUGUGUUUAGUAUCCGAGUGUUGAUGCACGGCCAGCAGUUCACAUCGCUCAGGGAAACUCUUCCUCAGCUCUUCCGCUCCACCACUGGCUUUCUCGGCCAGGCUUUGAAUAAUUGCUUCCGCUAAUCUUGGCUGUCCGUGCCUAACCUCUUCAUUUGGCGUGACUGGAUCUCAAGCCGGGCUCCCAGUGGGUUAAGCUGGAAUAGGGCUUUAGACUUGUAUUUAUACCGCCAUUUCCAAUGGGUUAGUUAAAAAUACUUACAAGCAUUAUGAGUGAGUCUGCUCGCUGUGUAGAACGGGUCGCGUUCGGUUUACAAUGGCGGCAAGAACCUUUUCGGAUGGGCUCGUUUCAAUCGAGGAGCAUAAAAAGCCUUUGGUUGGGGCUUGUUUUGGACCGUCUGAAUCGAGUUGGAAAUAGCAAGCAUUAUAGUUUGAAUGAUAUCUUUUCAUAAUUAAUGUGGG